Paramecium pentaurelia is the source of this 3945-nucleotide messenger RNA. Lineage: Eukaryota; Ciliophora; Oligohymenophorea; Peniculida; Parameciidae. The record is from the annotation of a GenBank genome assembly.
AUGAGUUUAUAAUUUUUCAAACCUCUGAUUAUUACAGUCCUUCUAAAAUCGUCAAUUGUCUUAGCAUCUAAAUGUGAAAUUACUUAACUUGUAACUGGUGAAGUAUUUAUAUCAAAGAUACCUAAUACUAUGUUAAUUGAAAGUGAUACAAAUGAUUAUUCAAAUCUUGAAUAAUUUGAUUAGAGCAUAAUUAGUUAAAUUAUUAAAGUAUCAUAUUAGGGAGAAGAAUAAAUCAUUUCAUCAUUGAUUGUUGAUCAAAUAAAUGUUGAAAAUUAAAUAGGAUAGUUAUUUUGCAAAUUUCUAAAGGGCUUAAACUAUUUUAUUACUUGUAUGAAUGAUUUAAAUUUUGAAAGUGAAAAGAAUUACCAUACGAAUUAAAUUGAUUCAUUAAUAUUGAAUCCUUCAAUAUAGAUUGAUGAUAUUUGUGAGGAAUUUUUUUUGAAUGAUCAUUCAGAAUUUUUAAUUUUCUGUUUUAAUUCUUAUAAGUUCAAUAUAUAUAGUAUUAAUUUUAAUAAUACAACUACUUUAAAUUUAAGUUAUUAGAUUAAUUUGGAAGAAUAUAUUUAAUGUAAAAGAAAAUAUGCCAAAUUAAAUGAAAAUAUCUACAUUUUGACUUUUUAUUAAUGUUAAAGUUGGGUAGUAUUCUCUUAUUAUAAUAACAAAUUGAAAAUAAUUUUGAAUAAAUAAAUUGCACUAAAAUAUGUGAAUUAAAUGGAUACAUAAAUUGAGAAUAUUUAAUUAUGUUUAAGCAAGAGCACAUUAUCAAAAUAAUUAUUUUUGAUUAUGGAAAAAGAAUAUCAUCAUUAUUUUUUUAAUGAAUUUUAUGAAUUAGAUUUUAUAUAUUCCUCUGAAAAGGCUUUAAAAUGGGAAAAUCUUCUAUUCACAUAAACUUGUAAUGCAAUUUAUUCAGUAACAUACGUUGAAGCUGUUAAUAAAACCAUAAUUUACAAAUCUUAAAGCUAUUUAGAAAUUGAGGGUACAAUAAUUACCAGUUAAUUUUUUUAAGAUAUUCUGUUUGUAUAAACUCAUAAUGAACUCUAAAUUUAUUUCAAUCAAUUUAUAAAAUAGCAUCUUUAAAUUAAUACUUCAUAUUUAAUUUUUUAUGAUAAUUUUAAUUUGAUAUAAUAAGUAGAUGAAAUAAAUAAGGAAAUUACAUUUUACAAAUUUUCUUAUGCAAAAAAUAUAUUGAAACCAACAAAAAAAUAUAUAUUUUUGGCCUAAACUUCAUUAUACCAUGACUCAUAUUUUGUAAAUUGUACUGAAAUUAAAAAUAUUACUGUUAUUGAUGAAGGGCAUACAAUUUUGAAUUUUGAUAAUAAAUGUUAAAAUUCUUCUCAAUUGUUUAUACAAAAGAAUGAAUUGGCUCUUCCUUUUGAUUAUGAAAUUUUGUUGCCUUUAUAAUCAUUCGAUUUUUUUAAUAUUUAUGAUAGAUAACCCUUUAUUUAAUAUUGUCCUAUAUUAAAAAGAUAACAUCUUAGUGAUCAUAACUUAAUGUUUUAUACAGAUAAAAAUGGUGGAUUUAUCUCAUUGCAAUCUAAAAAUAGUUUAUAAACAUUUCUUUGUAAUGGUACAAAUAAAUUUAAGAUAAAUACAGCCAAUUAUGAUGUAUCUUCAUAUCAGAAUUUUGUUUUAAUAAUAAACAAAAGUGAAAGAAAAUUGAAAUUUUUAGAUUUAUUAAAAAUUCAUGAAGGAAUUAUAGAAAGAAAAGUUAAGAGUGAAAUCAUAAAUAUUUUCCAAUUUGAUAAAUUAAUUUCAAUUAUAACCCAAAAUCCUAGUGAUUUUAUGAUAAUUAAUUUGGAUAGUUUAAUUGAAGUCAAAUUAAAUGAGAAUACAAAAAGACUACUAUAUAAAUUAUUUUAACAUUCUUUAUCUUAAUCCAAAAACUUUAACCAAAAUUCUCUAUUAAAUUGUUCCUUUUAUGUUUCAGAUGAAUCUUCCUCAUUGAUAUAGUUUAAGGAAUAUUUGAUAAUUUAAUUGAAUUAAGGAAAUUAAAUCAAAAAAAUUGAUAAUAUAUAAAUUGUUUAUAUGAAAACCAUUUAUGUACGAAGUUUAUAUUAUUUUUUGGCAGUACAUCUAAAUCGUAAUAAUAUAAUAGAAUAUCAUUACGAUUUCGACCAAUUAUCAAUUUUUAAUAAUUAAACACUAGACGAUUAUUAAAUUAUUAGACCAUUAAGAUACUAAAUAAAUAAUAAAUAUUUUGCAAUAGCAUGUAAAAAUGAUACAACCAAUUUCAUUUUUAUAUAUACUAUCUACAUUUCAAAACCUUUCAAAUUAAUCUAUGUUAUUAAAACGAAUAGAUUAUAAUUCUUUUUCAAAGAUUAUCACUUGUUUUAUUAUGAUGAUAAGGACGAAGUUAUGAUUUUAAGUCUUACUGACUUUAUAGUAUAAAUUAAGAACAUCUUUCCAUUAGAAAAAGAUAAUAGUAUGACUAAGAAAAACUUCUCAUUUUACAUAGUGCCUUUGAAUAAAUAUUACUCUAAUUUUGAGAUAGAAUUUGAAGUGAGAAGUAGUAAUCUUUGUUAUUAAAUUUACAAUAGAAACAAUAUUCUUUAAAUUUAAUUGUCAAUUCCAAAAAAUGUAAAAUUAAAUACACUUGAUUAUUUUGAUGGUCCAAUUGAUAGACUCAAUAUUUUAAAUAAUGAUAAUAUUAUUAUUAAUGGUCCCAUACUGUUAUCAGAUAAUUUAUUAUCUCAAUAAGAGAUAGGAUCAAUAAAUAUUACAACUAUUACACUACCUUAAUUUAUUUAACAUAUUCUCCAUAAAACAAAAGGCAUUUUAAUUAAAUUAGAUGAAGAAUAAUAGAUCUUGAUUCCAAAUAAAUUAAAAAAUAAAACAUAUUAAGGAUAGGUCAUUGUAAUUAAUGGAAAAUUAAAAAUUUGGGUAUUGAUUGAAGUAAUAAAUGCUAUCAUAUCUAUGUCAAUUUUAUAAAUGAAUGACAAUGUUGAAUUUUUUACAGAAAUAAAAAAAAUUAUAAUUAGUGAUUAAUAGAAUGAUAUAUUUUAUUAAGAUCCUAUAAAAGUUACAGGAAAUUUAAUAUUAUUUAAAAGAAUCAAUAGUCAAUUUAUUAUUUAUUCUAUUAACAAAACAGAAAUUUAUUUUUAAGAAAACGAUUAAUCUUUAUUAUAAAUUUUAAAAGUAAGAGGAUAAAAUGAUUUGUACAUUUCACUAAGUUAAUUGCAUUAAAGAUUUAUUAAUAUAUUUCAUCUUCUCUCUCUUUAGUCAAAUAAAUUAAAAGAGAUUGGUUAAACCAUAAUUUCUUAGUCAACUAUUAAUCUUGAAUUAUAUAAUUAUUUAUAUUUUGAUGAUAAUGAAGUUAACAUAAAUUAAUUAAUAAAUUUUUUAGAAUGUAAUCUAUACCAAGAAAAAAUAAGUUUAUUGAUUUUAUAAAUUUUUACAAGUUUUUCUGUCAUCGCCCAGAUUUAAAUUAAUUUGUAAGACUUUUCAUCUUCUUAUAAAGUUUUGAAAUUUAUAAGAAAUAGCUAAGAAUAAAGUGGAUUAACGUUGGCAUAUUAUAGUGAAUAUGUUUUACUCUUAAAGUCUUCUAAGAAUUCCAUUUAUAUUUAUAAUUUGUUAUAUGAGAGGAAACUUUAUGAUUAUAUUGGUAGUUUUAAUUUAAUUAAUUGGAAUUUCUACCCUUUAAAUACUACUCACUUAUUUAUUUAUACUGAUUUAGGUGAUAAAUUACUUAUAGGGGAAUCUGGAUACUUAAUUUAGGUUAAUGAAGAAAAUAAUUAAGAAAAUACUUUUACAUUGAUUGCUUAAAAUGACGUAUCAGAGGCUGGACUUAAGGUAUUUAUUGAAGUACCAUAAACAUAACAAUUAAAUAUAAAUUAAUAUACCAUUUGGAUAUUAUCGGGACUAGUUUCUGCUUUAAUUAUUUUAUAUUUUCUUAGAAGAAGAUUUAGAUUAAAGUAGUAAUGGAAAUAUAAUAAUUAUAAAUAUUGA